AACAUCACUUAUCCAUUAAAUUUAAAAAAAAAGAUGACAUCUUCUAGUUCUCCCAUAUAUUUGCGUUACUAUGUUGGACAUAAAGGAAAAUUUGGCCAUGAAUUUCUGGAAUUUGAAUUCAGUCCUAAUGGAAAACUGAGAUAUGCCAAUAAUUCUAAUUAUAAAAAUGAUACUAUUAUUAGAAAAGAGGCCUACGUAAGUAAAGCUGUAUUAGAAGAAUUAAAAAGGAUAGUAGAAGUAGCUGAUAUUAUGAAAGAAGAUGAUAAAUUAUGGCCAUCACCUGAUAGAGUUGGAAGACAAGAAUUAGAAAUAGUUAUGGGUGAUGAAUACAUAUCGUUUUCAACAUCAAAAAUUGGAACAUUAGCUGAUACUGAUUCGAGCAAAGAUCCAAAUGGUCUUAAGGCACUUUAUUAUCUUGUUCAAGAUCUUAAAUGUUUUGUGUUUUCAUUGAUUAGUUUACAUUUUAAAAUAAAGCCAAUUUGGUAAAAUAUUUUUAUAUAAUAUGAUGUAGAUAUGUAAAUUAAUAUGUUGAUUAAUAAAGAUCUUUAAAAUAUAUA
This is a messenger RNA of Gordionus sp. m RMFG-2023, 557 nucleotides long. Its product is annotated as protein mago nashi homolog. Gene Ontology annotation, biological process: RNA splicing. The transcript has 5 exons. Lineage: Eukaryota; Metazoa; Nematomorpha; Gordioida; Chordodea; Parachordodidae. The coding region runs from base 34 to 486 and encodes 150 amino acids. Gene Ontology annotation, cellular component: catalytic step 2 spliceosome; nucleus; exon-exon junction complex. The record is from RefSeq and is a predicted model, not a curated record.